Messenger RNA from Acanthosepion pharaonis, 477 nucleotides. The record is from the annotation of a GenBank genome assembly. NCBI's taxonomy places the organism in Eukaryota, Metazoa, Mollusca, Cephalopoda, Sepiida, Sepiidae.
AUGUCAGCACCAACAGCACUAUCGACCUCAUCAAAAAUUUCCCCGUCUUUUCGACCUCCCGCCAUCUCUUUGCCCUUGGGCAACCCUUCCCACUUAUUCUAUUCCGACACUCUCAUCUCCCUCUCUCACUUGACUUGUGAUCACCACACCCUAAUAUCUCUCCUAUUCUCCCUCCACUCCAUAACACGUUACUCCUUCGCUGACACGCGAACACGUGACCUCCCACCUAUUUCCAACCUCCUCUUCUUUAUAUCCUCACUCCCCAAUCUUUUAUCUUCCUGUGUUACUCCUCCCCAUCCUACGCCUAAUUCUACUACUCUCCCUCACCUACACAUUGUCUUUGUAUUCUUUCUUUCUUAUGGAUUGCCCUUACCUCUCAAUCUUAACGUAUCUAAUCGCCACCCUUUUCUUUCAUUCUCACACGGGUUUUCUAAUCCUUUACCCCCACCUCUUCCGUCACCUUCCUUCUCAUUUUAA